Pestalotiopsis fici W106-1 is the source of this 297-nucleotide messenger RNA. RefSeq lists its product as uncharacterized. The transcript has a single exon. The record is from RefSeq and is a predicted model, not a curated record. Bases 1 to 297 code for a protein of 98 amino acids. NCBI's taxonomy places the organism in Eukaryota, Fungi, Ascomycota, Sordariomycetes, Amphisphaeriales, Sporocadaceae.
AUGAACUACCCGGAGGCUAUUCAGAACCUCAACUGCCUGGAAACUACCUUCAAGCAGCAGCUCAAGCCAAUACACAUUUUGUGCGGGAUCAGCAUGCAAACUCCAUACAAGAAGACGAAGACCUCCAAGAAGAAGAAGAAGCUAUUGAGUAGGACGAAGACCAAGGCUCUGGAUGAGAAGCAGAACCCGGGAGAAAUGAAGAUUUUGAUAAUGGUGGAAGUUAUGAAUAGAUUAGACAUCAUUAUCCACAGGCACGUUGGGGGAUGGAGACACCGCCAAGCCACCUGGCCAUGGUAA